This is a messenger RNA of Liolophura sinensis, 5280 nucleotides long. Its product is annotated as inverted formin-2-like. The record is from RefSeq and is a predicted model, not a curated record. NCBI's taxonomy places the organism in Eukaryota, Metazoa, Mollusca, Polyplacophora, Chitonida, Chitonidae. Gene Ontology annotation, biological process: actin cytoskeleton organization. Gene Ontology annotation, molecular function: small GTPase binding; actin binding.
UUACAAACUGCCACAUGCCAGGCCACCGGCAUUUCUGCACAUAUCCAGGUAUUGUAUAAAAACUUGCUCUUUGAAAUCAGGAGCAUUGAGACAUCUUGAUUCUAUGUAACAGGAGGAGUUAAAUAUCACCAUGGCAGGAGAAGACGUUAAAAUAGUAAUCUCCCCUGCUGAGAAUAUUCCCCAGGGUAAACUGGACUCUAGUGAUCAGGUAAAAAUGAUCGUGCAGAGGAGUGGAGCUAAAGGUUGCGUAUCAGUAUCCCAUAAUCCCUCUGUCCAAGUGUAUUUUGCGCUGCGGAGGAAAAUCGAGCAGAGUGACGAUGAUUGGUUGGAUGAAUUUCUGCGACUGGAUGGCCUGGAAAGUCUGCUGGAUUCGUUGUGUCACAUGACUGGGAAGGCGUUUACAAACUUCUCUGAUGCUAUCCUUAUGUUAGACUGUGUCUGUUGUAUUCGAUCAGUGCUAAAUAGACAGAUCGGCCUGGAGUUUGUCCUACAGCAGGAAGGGGAGGGAAGCCUUACUAGAAAGUUGAUAACAGCACUGGAUUCUGGAAACACUCUACCCAAGAAGCAGGUGUUUGAGAUGCUGGCUGUGAUCUGUGUGUAUGGCAACAGAGGUUAUCGUGUUGUACAGGAUGCCCUGCGACAUUUCAAAAAAGUGACAAACCAAUCCCAUGUCUUCAGUGCAAUUGUGAAUGAGCUGAAAGAUGCAGACACCAUUCCAUACAAGACAGCCAUCCUUACCCUGAUCAACUGUGUCAUCAUGGGUACCUCAGAUCUGGUGGACAGGUGUCGUGUCAGGACAGAGUUUGAAGGUCUCCAGCUGUUGGACGUGCUGAACUUCUUGAGGAAGGAAGAUUCUGAUGAGGACCUGUCUAUACAGCUGGAGAAAUUCCACGUGCACAAACACCGUGAUGAGGAGGAGCUAGAGAGACGCACUAGGGUGAACAUGACAGAUCCACACCAGCUGGUCAAGGAGGUCAUGAAGAAGAUCUUUGCCACCCCAAAGGAAGCCUGUCUGGUCCAAAUUCUACAGGAUCUUCUGUUUUUGUCAUCCUCAUCGUCAUCUGAAGAUAGCGAGGAAAGUGAUGCCGUCUGGAACACCCUGAAAAAGACUGUCCACCAUUUGGCCACUGACAAGCACAGGAGCAACUUCACAGUGGAUCCUCGGCAUGGGGAGAUAAUUCAGUCUGGCAACUCUCCUUCCCAUACAUGCAGUUGUCAACAGGACAAAACACUGUCUUUCAGAGAAGAGUCCAAUAAAUUAUUAGCGAGUCAGGUGGUGACUAGAGCAAGAAAACUGUUUGAGCGGUCGUCUGAGCCCGAGGAGAUGGUUGGGGUAGUCAUCAAGAAUAGGGGGCGUAUUAACCGUUACCAGUCAUCAGUCCGUCCCCCGUACACACGCGUUAAGACACUCAGAUGGGUCCCCUUGUUCCAGGAAGAUAUGGAAGUUGUUGAUGUCUGUUUAUUGUCUGUGUUCAUGUUCUCCCUGCCCCUGAACCCUCUUACCUCCCUGCCCCUGAACCCUCUAACCUCCCUGCCCCUGAACCCUCUAACCUCCCUGCCCCUGAACCCUCUAACCUCCCUGCCCCUGAACCCUCUAAACUCCCCACCCAUGAACCCUCUAACCUCCCUGCCCCUGAACCCUCUAACAUCCCUGCCCGUGAACCCUCUAACCUCCCUGCCCCUGAACCCUCUAACAUCCCUGCCUCUAACCUCCCUGCCCCUGAACCCUCUAACCUCCCUGCCCCUGAACACUCUAACCACCCCGCCCAUGAACCCUCUAACCUCCCUGCCCCUGAACCCUCUAACCUCCCCGCCCAUGAACCCUCUAAUCCCCCCGCCCUUGAACCCUCUAACCUCCCCGCCCUUGAACCCUCUAACCUCCCCGCCCUUGAACCCUCUAACCUCCUCGCCCCUGAACCCUCUUACCUCCCUGCCCCUGAACCCUCUAACCUCCCUGCCCCUGAACCCUCUAACCUCCCCGCCCAUGAACCCUCUAACCUCCCUGCCCCUGAACCCUCUAACCUCCCUGCCCAUGAACCCUCUAACCUCCCUGCCCCUGAACCCUCUAAACUCCCCGCCCAUGAACCCUCUAACCUCCCUGCCCCUGAACCCUCUAACAUCCCUGCCCGUGAACCCUCUAACCUCCCUGCCCCUGAACCCUCUAACCUCCCUGCCUCUAAACUCCCCGCCCAUGAACCCUCUAACCUCCCUGCCCCUGAACCCUCUAACCUCCCCGUCUGAUGCCUGCACUCUAUGGGACAGGGAAGAGGCUCGCUCUGGUCUUGCCCCCGAUGUUUGUGACCUGGAGACCAUGUUUGCUGAGACAGGGAGCAGUUUCAGGGACUUUGAGGAGAUCCAGCUGCUAGAACCAUCGACACGCCUCCAGCUGAAUCUGUUCCUGGAGCGCCUGGACACUGGGGUAGAUGACCUGGUGCGCAGUCUGGAGAGAGAGGAUCCCCUUCCCAUCAACCUCACAGGGCUGAAGUGUCUGGCUCAAGUCCUACCAUGUAGCAACGAGGUUUCUGCCGUGAGAAAAUACACUGGUAAUCAACAGAGCCUGGGAAUGGCGGAACAGUUCCUCCUCUACCUCUCUAACGUCAGCCAUUACAGAGUUCUGCUGGAGGGUCACCUGACCAGGGCUGAAUUUACCUCCAGUCUCAAUAAACUGAAGAGCUCCCUUAAAGCCCAGACUGAAGCCUGUCAGGAAAUUUUGGAGAACGUUUCACUGGCAAAAUUCUUACACCUGAUUCUUGACGUGGGCAAUUUUCUUAAUCAUGAUAAAUUCAACGGAAAUGCCUGUGGGUUUAAACUGGAGACAUUGGCUCGUCUGAAUCAUGUGCGGUCAAACGUACCAAACAAAACUCUGCUACACUUUAUCGUGAAGAUGAGUGAGGAUAGAGAUGACACCAUCCUACAAUUCCUUAAUGACCUUUCUCACCUGGAGAAAGCUUCCAGGAUGUCUCUGGAGGACAUGAAGACGGAGGUUAACGAGAUGAACACCCGACUGAGGAAGCUGGUCCAGAAUCUGGCGAAGGCCUCCACCCAUGUCAGGAACGUGUUUGAGUUCUUCCUGGAGGAUGUGCGCCAGGACUUUGCUAACUUUCAGUCUGACAUCAACAGCCUGCGUCAGCUGUCACACAAGGUGGCAGUGUAUUUCUGCGAGGAUGAGCUGGACUUCUCCCUCCAGGACUGCUUCGUCUGUCUGCUCCACUUCUGUAAGCAGGUCAAGAAGUGCAAAGAGGAGAACAUGCUGUUUGGGCGUCAGCAGAGACUAGCCGUGGGAAGAAUGAGUCAACUGAAGACGCACGUCAACAAGAGGAGGGUGUCCCUGGAGUUUGGCAGAGAGGCAGUGGCCAGCUCUUCAUUUGUGGAGGAUAAAGGACAGGUGUUGGAGAACUUGCUGACAGAAAUUCACCGUGGUAACUAUUGCCCUUUGACCCCACCUGACCUCACGACCCCUGACAGGGAGAACAUGACCUUUGACCUUGACUUGGAUUGUCUCAGCCCUAUUCACCAGGUGGGCAGUCCCUUCAAGCUGGGUGAGACCUUACCCCCUAUAGCCAGUGUGGAGACGCUUAAUGACUUCACCCUAGUCAAUCAGGACAACCAGCAGGAUGUCACAGUGUACGAUGUUCUGGGGGAGUACCAACAGCCUGUUGACUGUGCCCUGCAGAGGUCCAUCCCUCUAGACCCUCAGCACUACAGCCGUCCCACAACGCUAAACCUCAAGCCAACCAGGCCUGAUAUAGUGAUGACCCACCCAGAACCACCACCCCCUCCCAUACCAGCCUUCCCCCCACCCACUAAGCUGGAGAGCGUUAGGCCUGUCAAAACCCACCAUCGCAGCCGCAGCGAUCUGCUUGAGGUGUCGACUGUCGCUGAGAAAUGGGUCAUGUACGAGAAGGGGAGACUGGCUACUGCCUCUGGUGAUCAAGCGCCUGCUAAGUCGAAGGGAGACAACUCCCGCCACAGCGCCAUCUACUCCAUGGAUCUGGAGGAUAAAGGAGCCCUGAAGGAUGAGGAUGAUAUCUACCUUCCUCCUGGGCCAGUUGUGGUUCUACCAGGCCAAGAACCCUUCAAGAGAACCAAGGCCAGGUCCUCACUCAGAAACUUCAUCAACAAGAUCUCUGGUGGGAAGAACAAGAACGGAAGCGGAAAAGACAAAGGCAAGAAGAAAGACGACGGCAGAAAGGUGACGGUCGGAGAGUACAUGAAGUCAGACAAGGAAAAUACUGUAGUCUCUGCCAAAAUGUCUGGAUCACAGCGCCCAAAGAAGGACAACAUUCUAAGGAUGAGGAAUAAGUAGGUUGUAAGUUUGAAAAGGACUAAAUCACAUUACUAAAUGUCCUUGUUCUUUGCAGGUAUAAUCUGGUUUUGUCAUCCCUUUGUUCUGGUCACAGCGUCUCUGGUGGCAGUUUAAUACCCUUCUGAGGUAAACCCUUAUUGCAGUAACAGCAGUAUUACUGGACAGCCUUCAGGUGAUUGGUGGUGCCUGCCAGAAUGGAAGCAGGACCCUUGUGAACCUAGUAGUGAAGUGUAGUCUUAUUUGAUACCAGUAUAUAUCACCUGUCAAUAUACAAAUUUUGGUAAAUGGUCUUUGAAGUACUUUUCAUAGUUUCAUGAAACAACAUCUUUGAAGAACUUGUGAAAGCCUUGUAAAGUCAUAAAUGUGUAUUUUGUCAUGAUUUUUUAUCUUCUAAAUUUUUUUUGGUGGAAAGUAUACAAAAGGUAUAAUAUAAUCAUUUUCCGUUGUUGUUGUACUGAUAGCAAAGGAGAAUUUUCCCUAUAAACCACAUCGGGAUAGAUCUAAAAAAAGAAGAACCUUUUAUUCUGAGGAAGACAAUUGUAAAAAAAGUUAUCAGGAGUGUUUCUGGGUAUGUUUUAGAGCAGCCCUUUUAGCUACGACUCAGAAACUCAAUAUAAGUUUUUUCUUAUCUCAUUUUUCACAUGGCCUAUAUUUGGGGCCUGAGCACAAAACAACAAAUAACAUUCUACUAAUCUGUGCUUGUCUGUUUUAGCUGAGGUAAAUUUAUGUACUUAUGUUUACAUGUUACCAGACGACUAAAAGAUCGAAACAUUAGGGUGAUAUCAUGAUGCCUGAUUGACAUCAGGUUGCACUUGUGAAACCAAAAAAUGUGACAAACUAAUAUGUGUUCAUCAGUCAGUGAAUAUUAGUUUAUUUUAUGAUCAUUGAGUUUAUGUGACAUAAAAUAUGUUCAUCAAUCAGUAAAUAUUACAGUUUAUUUUGUGAUCAUGGAGUUUAUGAGACAUAAAAUGUGU